GGCGGUGCGGUGCGGGCGCAGGGCUGCCCGGCCGGCCACUGGCGCCGCGGUCUCGCCGCCGCCGGAGCCGCUGGUCGCGGCCUCCCGCCCGCGUCUUCGCUCGCAAUAUGCCUCCGCUGCCCUCAGGCUGCUCGCCAUGCCGGGGACCUGUGCGGGCCUCUCCUCCUUGCUCCUGGGGCUGGCGGCCGCGAUGCUGCUGCUGAUGGGGCGGCCGCCUCCCGUCGACGCCGCAGCCGCCACCCGCCCGCAGCAGCAGCGGGCGGCGCUGCCGGGGGGUGUCCCCGCCGCCGCGGCCGCCUCAGGAUCUGUUUUUACGCUAAAAGUUCAAGUAAAUGACAUCAUCAGUCAUCAGUACCUGCGACAAGCGGUUGUAGAAGUGUUUGUUAACUACACAAAGACAAAUUCUACUCUUACUGGAAACAAUGGAGCUGUGUUAAUAAAAGUUCCCUACAAAUUGGGAUUAAGCUUAACUAUCGUAUCAUACAAGGAUGGCUACAUUUUAACACCUUUGCCUUGGAAGAUUGGGAGAAUGCCAAUAUACUCGUCUGUGACGCUUUCGUUAUUCCCACAAAGUCAAGCUAAUAUAUGGCUGUUUGAAGAUACUAUCUUAAUUACUGGAAAACUGUCUGAUGCCAAAUCUCAACCAAGUGUUCAGUUUCCAAAAUUUUUAAUAAAGCUUCCAGCAAAUCACCAUAUUACAAAUGUUACCGCCUAUCUGACAGUGCCAGAGCAAUUUUUGAAAGUGGACAGCUUUCUUUAUACAACAGGGAUUCUUCUUAAUAAAUCAGGUUACAAAAGCAUGGAAUUAGCUCCUCUUGCUGCAAUAUGCGUAAACGUUCUUUUGACUGGGAAAGAACUGAAAGUAAAUGGUGCCAUUCAGAUUACGCUUCCUCUUUCCACAAGUACUGUAAAAUUGGGAGAUGCUAUACCUGCAUGGACAUUCGAUAUGACAACUGGUGCUUGGGUAAGCCGUGGGCUAGGAAUCGUAAAGGAAGCAGAUGGUCAAUUAGUAUGGGCAUACACUGCUCAACACUUAGGCUACUGGAUAGCAGCUCCGCUGCCUGGAACAAGAGAAUCUAUUAUUAGUGCGGUUUCCAAGGACAUAACAGCCUAUCACACGGUGUUCCUUACGGCCAUACUGGGAGGUACUGUUGUCAUUAUCAUUGGAUUUUUUGCUGUUCUUCUUUGUUACUGCAGGGAUAAAUGUGGUCGGACACAAAAGAAGGAAAAAAAUACAACUAAGCUGGAGGUCAUAAAAAAAGAUCAGACAACAUCAACAACUCACAUAAAUCACAUCAAUGCUGUCAAAGGGUCUUUAAAGUUGGAGGAUAAGUCACAGUUGUAUACACAGAAGAUUUCUUCAUACAGCCCCCAAAGAAGGAUGUCCAUAGACACAGAAGAUGGAAAAUCACGAGACAAUUUUAAAAUGUACGCAGAGGAUGCUUCCUAUCAGUCAUCCUGUCAGACUGGUCAGUCAAGAAAUUCAGCCCAUUCGUUGGAGCCUAAUGCUGUAGCUAGGCAUUUACAGCAGCAGAAGCAUGGUAACAGUACUGUUUCCCAGGUUCCUAGGGACAUUCAGGACCAAAACAGGUACCUUUCACUGAAAGAGGAGAUGUAUGGGCUUUCCCAUAUCCCAGAACAUCUAAUGCAUAUUUACAAUCAACCUAUUGCUAUUCUUCAAACUUCUGACCUUUUCCACUCCCCAGAACAAUUGCAUCCUGCUAAAUCAGCAACUUUGCCAAGAAAAGGGCAAUUAGUAUAUAGCCCCAUGGUGGAACCCAUGAAUCGUGACAGUUACAUGCAAACGUUACCGAAAAUGCCAUUGCACUCUCAUCCACAGCCUUCUGUCUGCAGAGAUGAAAACAGCACAUUAGAUAGUGAAGAGGGCUUACCUUCUCAAACAUCAAACUGGGGCCGGUACACUAACAGCUUACUGGAAUCUGUGUCUGUUCCUGGGACAUUGAACGAAGCAGUUGUAAUGACUCCAUUUUCAUCUGAACUUCAAGGUAUUUCAGAACAAACAUUAUUGGAACUCUCUAAAGGAAAACCAUCUCCGCACCCCCGAGCAUGGUUUGUCUCCCUGGAUGGGAAGCCGAUCGCUCAAGUGAGGCAUUCUUUCAUAGAUCUGAAAAAGGGCAGAAAAACAGAGAGUAAUGAUACCAGUCUGGACUCUGGUGUGGACAUGAAUGAGCAUCAUCCCAGUAGGAAACUGGAGAGAGAGAAAACUUUCAUAAAAAAUAUGCCACAUUCGAAGAUCCUUUAUUUGGAAGAUCUGGAUUUGAGUAGCAGUGAAAGUGGGACUACUGUUUGCACUCCAGAGGACCAGGCUGUGAGGCACAUUCUGGAUGGAGGGAAUGGGCCAGCUGUAGAGCAGCAUGAUGAAGAAGGUCUAAGAAGAAAAACCGUAUCAGGAAGUCAUGAAUCUGGUAUCCCUUCUGCUAAAAAAAGGGAUAGACCGUCUAUCAUGAAAAGAGAUAGCAAAAACAAUAUCUGGAAGAAAAGAGAGGAGAGGCCACUUAUUCCUAUAAAUUAAAACACAAUGUGCUUUGUGUUGUUGCUUUCCCUGCUGGUUAUUGACCUCUUGGCUGCUUCUGUAAUGCUGCAGUGUUGGAUUUACAAGGGAAAUGUUGUUUUCUAGUAUCAAGAAAAGUUACAUUUUUUUAAAAUAUACAGAUUGAGUUACUAAAUGUCAACUGGGCAGUUGAUAUUCAAUGUGAACUGAAAACAGGGAUAUGCUACUACUAAAAUUUUCCAGUUCUUGAUUUUGCUGUCAGUAUAGGGAAGGCCCACAUUUUAAUUAGCCUGUCAUUCUUGGAUGUACCUCUGGGAAUGCACAGUGAGAAAUGUAGGCAUGCAUUCUAAUUUUUUCAUACUUAUUGCUAAUUCAUUGGUAGACUAGUUAAAGCCAUCCCUCAGCCUUGUUCCUAAUCAAUGUGACCAUCUGUACAGUAUUUUAUAUGUGAACUUUUCUAGGGAUCUGUUACUGCUUCUUUGUAUGAUGUAAAAUGUUUCAUCAGUUACUUCCAUGACACCAGCAGAUGAGCUCUGUUGGAUUUAGGAGCGGAGCUUUAUAGCAUUACUGCCCUCCCUGUGUGCCCAUCCCGCUGCAAAAGGUUGCCAUUCCAUAUAGCAGUGGCAGAAGGGGGAAGUCUACAAGCUCUGUGACCACUGCAAUUCGUGGUCCCUGCUGUCUUAAGAUGUUGCCAGUCUGCUUUGCUUUAAUCUGCUUUGUUAUGAACUGUGGACGUUGAAGAUUGUCAUCUGCUGUGAAGUGGCCACAUCCAGCAGAAAAGGACUGGUUCUGGUAGCAUGUGGAGCUGCCGCUUCUGCUGAUCCCAAUGUCUUGUUUUGGCUUCAUCAUUAGUUAAAAUCUCUUCUGCAUGCUGUUGAGCCAGUUGAAUCUUGAAUCCCUGCAGAUUUGUAAGUUAGAGUUUGGCCCAUAAUGAAAAGGUAUGCAAGUUUAGACAAAUUAAGCCUUUGAAAUAGUUUCCCUUAGCAGGAAAGUUCAAGACUGUUACUUUUUAUUUUUUGUUUUAAAAAAUGGAAGAUCAUCGCAGGUUUAUGUGCCUACAUUUUGCCAGCCUGAGCUGCUUUUGUCUAGGUUGUGCAUCACAGAGGGGUUAAACAGGCUUUAAAAGUUGGGGGUUUUUUUAUGAGCAUGAGAGAGCAGAUCGCAAAAUUUGGUCUAUACUGUAAUAUAAAUACUACUUAUGACUCAUCUUAGAGUUAAAUUUACCAAAAGUCAUGAAUGCAUGAAAUGUAACUAAGAUAUGUAUAGAGGAAGGAAAAGGCCAUCAGAAUAUUCUUUAUUUUUAAUGUUCAUCUUGUCAAAGUGAUCGUUUCAGCUUUGGCUAACAGAAAAGUAGAUGCAUCCCUUAAUGUGCAUCAUACAGUGGUAUAUAGAACGUCUUUCUGUGGCUUUUAAUCUGUUCCGCUGAUGAAAUAAGUUCCAGCAUUUUGGCUCUGGCAAUUUGAUUAUAAAUCAUCCUAAAAAAGCUUUAUAAAUGUUUCCCUUAGAGCUUGGUUAAGGUUCUAUACCAAGACCCAAACAUACAAUGCCUGUAUCUGAACUGUGGGUUGAGGUACACUCAGUGGUCUGCCCUGUAGAACACUCGAGAGUUGUAGGAGAGUUCCUACGCAGCUGGGCUUCUGGGAAUACUUACUCAGGAAACACUACUGUGAAAUGUCUCUUGUUUUGGGAUUGACAGUUUUUGAGUCCUUUUUCUAGAAGAAUAUGCAAGGUAACCAGAAUGGUACUAGCAAUACAUUAAUCCACCUUUCUGGUGUGCAGUUGCUUCAUGAACAAAAUAUGAUGUUCCUCUUGAGUUCACACGUAAGUUUAAGAUAAGUGCUCAGAUAAGUCCAUAAUUUUAAUUGGCCAAAAUAAUUUGGCUUAAUUAUACAACUUACCUGCUUCAGAGGUGAAGAAGGCGUAAUGGUUUAGCUCCAGCUGGCAACUAAGUACCAUGCUGCUGCUCCCUCUUUCCCUCUGCGGUGGGAUGGGGAAGACAAUUGUAAAGAAAGAGGUAAAACUCAUGGGUUGAGAUAAAGGCAGUUGAAUAUAAGAGUGCUAACUGUUGAAGCCAGUUCUAGUUCCCUCACCGCUGCACUUUGCUUGGUUUCGUCAAAGUUCAUCCUUUGUUAAUUUGGAUGAUUCUUACUGUAAUACCAUUGAUAUGGCAUAUAGCGACUGUAGCAGUGAUGACAUACAGUGGCAGGGUUAUUUAGCAAUUAACAUCUUACAAUUUGAUUCAUUGGCUAUUCUCACCCAAAAUCAAAUCCCCAUGAGGUACACACUGGGCUUCCCUAUCCUUGUUCGGCAGCGUCUAAAGCCAUCUGGAUGGCUUUCACCUCUGCAAACGGGCUCAAUUCACCUUGUCCUUCAGCAGUUUGUGAUUGUUGUAUAGGACUCCACACAGCAGCCUUCCACCUCUGAUGUUUUCCCACAAUAUGACAGGACCCAUGGGUGAACAGGGCAUAUUGCUUCUCAUUUUUUGGCAGUUUACUAUACAGUGGGGCCUCUUCCACAGGUGUCACCUCUUCCUCUGGUGAUACUCCAAAAUCUUUGCCUUCUGGCCCGUCCAUGAUCACUUCCAAGAUUCCUGGGCAACUGGGGUUUCCCAUUCGAGCCUACUGUGUGAUCAGUGCAAUCCACUUAUUCCAUGUAGCAUCAGUUGCGUGAUGCGUAGAGGGGACCCUUUCUUUGCACAUCCCUCCCAGCACUGGCAGUUGAGGUGCUAAGAGGAGCCGUGCUUCUGUACCAACCACUUCUGAAGCAGCUCGAACCCCUUCAUAUGCUGCCAAUAUCUUUUUCACUUGGGGUAUAGUGGGCCUCACAUCCCCUAUAUCCCGAACCCCAAAACCCUGGGGGUCAACCACAAGUCUCCCCUGGUGCUUUCUGCCAGAGGCUCCAGGUAGGGCCAUUCUCCCUGGCUGUGGUGUAGAGCACAUUUUUAACACCUUGUCCUGCCCAGGCUGGUCCCAGAGCUACUGCAUGAACUAUUUCCUGUUUGAUUUGUUCAAAAGCUUGUCAUUGCUCAGGGCCCCAUUAAGAAUCAUUUUUCUGGGUCACUUGAUGGAGAGGGUUUACAAUUAGAGUGUAAUUUGGAAUAUGCACCUUCCAUGCCUAAGAAAGCUUGUUUCCUUCUUGCUAGUUGGUGGAGAAAUAGCUGCUGUUUUGUGGAUCAAAUCCAUUUGGAUCUGAAGAUGCCUGUUCCUAAAAACUGGAUCUCCUGUGCAGAUCCCUUGACCUUACUUUGUUUUAUGGCAAAAAUGCCUUUCAGAAAGCUUUGAACUAUUUUCUUCCCUUUCUCAUGAACAACUUCUGCUGUGUUGCCCCGUAUUAGGAAAAAAUUCUUCACAGAAAGAGUGGUCAGACACUGGAACAGGCUGCCCAGGGAGGUGGUGGAGUCACCAUCCCUGAACGUGUUUAAGACUCAUUUAGAUGUGGUGUUAAGGGAUACGGUGUAAGGGAGAACUUCGUAGAGUGGAGUUGAUGGUUGGACUCGAUGAUCCCAAGGGUCUUUUCCAACCUAUAUGAUUCUAUGAUGAUGUCGUCAAUGUAUUGCAGGUGUUCCGGAGCUUCACCCUGUUACAGGACAGCCUGAAUUAGUCCAUGGCAAAAGGGUAGGGCUGCCAAAGGGAUUGACAGAAACCCGCAUUAGUGAUAACAGUUGUAGCGUACCACUUGGCUGCCUUUGAUACAGUUUGUAUUGGAGUUCUAGUGUGUCUGGCACAGCAGCACUUCAUUCAGGCCAUGACAGUCUACUGUUAGUCUCCACUCCCCGUUAGGUUUUUGCACUGGUGUCGCAGAAGUGUAAGACUGACAAAAAUAUGUUCCAAAAAUUGGUUUUAGUGGUGUCAGGAAAAAGGUAGAAGAGUCAAACUGAACAGGAAUCUUAUAUUACAGACACCUGGGCAGACACUAACCGGUUCAGGAUGUCAGUUGGGAACUAAUAUUACAUGGUACGUAACUGAAUAUAAGCUUAGAACGAUGACUCAAAACGCACAAACCACUCACCUGUAAGGUGAGGACACUCAAUCCCGGGAAGUUAGUUUGGACGGUGUCCCAACCCAAAGGGAGGGCUUCCAAUUACAAGACCCCCCUGCUCUGAGGAGAACCACUCAAAGCGGGUCUCCAGUGGGUGCCCAGUUUUAUAGCCUGGGUCGGAUCGUCGGAUCUGAACUGUGGUCAUCUGUUUUGGGUUGUGGUCAUAUACAGCUCUGAUUGGUUGAGGGGUCUCCUCAAUAGGCUCAUUGGCUGAGGUGGUCUCUGGUGGCCUUGGGUAUCCGGGGUAUGUGGCUGGGGACUCUUUGCGUACAUGACCAGCAGCUCAUGUGCCUCCCGCCAAGCCAGCCACCAUGCCCCCUGUACCACACCGUUAGACCUGCAGGGGCAGGGAGCCAUCUCCCCAGCUGAGACACUGCUCCGUACAGGUGGGGUCAGAACCUGUCCUUGAAUCACUGGAACUCUUGGGACAGUUCUCAGACAGUUUUUCAGCUAAUGUGUCUGGCAGUUUCUCCACAGCUGAGGUGCAGGCCCAUAGGGAGGAAGUGAAACUUCCUUUGUAUUUCUGGAGUUGACCAGCCAGUUCACCCACUGUUUGUCCCUUGUUUUCUUUCCAAGAUAGUACAGCCAGUGAGUUGGCAUGCAAUGAUGGUGCACUCCACAGAAACUUCUGCCACAUGGGUUGUGUGCAUUGGACUUCAUCUGGAUCGGUGGGUAGUUGCUCGUUACUCAGAUCAUUCUAAAUCACCUCCAGCAUGGCUGAUUCCCUCAGGUACUGGAUGCCUCUCUCCAUGGUGGUCUACUUGCCUUUGGUCACAUGUAAGAGCUUCCUUGAAAAGGAGUACCUUUCCUUCACGCCUGACAGAAGUCCCCUCCAGAGGCUGGGGGCUUGUGUCUUUUUCCCAAUCACCUUGUUAAUGCCUCCUCUCUAGACAGGGAUUCCAGCUGCUUGACUUCCCUACUCUCUAAUCCCAAACUACUGGCCCCAUUAUCCCAGCAUUGGAGCAGCCAGUAACAAUGUGCUCACCUGGAUGGCAGCUGAAAUCUUCUCACCUAUCUUGCAGCUCACUCAGGGAUAGGGACUGGGUGAUUAUCUCUGGUCCUACCUCUUCUGUUCUCGCGAUGGCCCUGGUUCAUUGUGAUCUAAGCAAAUUGAAUUUUUUUGUGUAUUUCUUCUUAUGUACAGGGGCAACUGAUACCGGCACAAGUUGGUUUUCUGGUUCAGCUGGAGCGCCUGCCUUCGGGUUUUGAGUAGCCACAGCACCUGUUGCAGGGGUUGGAGUAGCCAUAAUGCCUGUCGCAGGGGUUGGAAUAAUCGCGGUACCUGUUGGUUUAUUUUCCCUCUCUUCUCCUGGAGGGUGCUGCACAGUAUCAUGCAGUGUUUGGUAGAUACUGGCCAGGGCCCAGCACAGCGCAGUAAGUUGUGCCUCCCUGGAAUAGCCACAGCAUUUUUCUUUCAAACAUUCUGUCACUUUAUAAGGGUCCUGUAGUCGUUCAUGAGUGAAGUAAGUUCCGACCAUUGGGGGUGAGUAGUUCUCUAGAUACUUGCCCAUAUUUUCCUGCAUGCCCUUACGCCUGUCACCAUACUUUGGCAGAGCCUCGGUCAUAUUCCUAAAUUGCUUGUUAACCUUAAACAAUUUUAAGACCAGAAACACAUUCAGAAGACAUAGAAAUAGGAACGUGCUGGCUUGAACAUCCUAAGAAUAUUAAAAAUUCUUAAGAGCUAUUGUAAUUAGCAUGGAGAAGAGGAAGAUGAAGGAAGGUGCCUCCACCACAGAUUGGCUCUCCGAGAAAAGGUAAAAAAUGCAAUCGUUGAUAGUUUCCACUAGAUGGCUCCCAAAGUACAAAGAUGAUGGCAAUUCUGAAUACAAAUACAAUAUUGGUCUUAAAAUCAAUGAUAUUUUUUUUAUACCAUAAGCCAGUGUUGCUCCAUACAGCAAAGCGGUAACCUUGAUCCAACUCCUACGAGUAGAGAGCGGCACAUAAAUACCGAUAAACAGCAUAUACAGCAAGUAAGGUGUUACAUAACUCUGAGAACAAAUAAAGCAACACUGUGACCUGCAACUAUUAAACUAAUAUAAUCAUAGGAUGGUUCGGGUUGGAAGGGACCUUAAAGAUCAUCCGGUUCCAACCCCCCUGCCAUGGGCAGGGACACCUCCCACUAGACCAGGCUGCUCAAAGCCCCAUCCAGCCUGGCCUUGAAUUCUUCCAGGGAUGGGGCAUCCACAGCUUCCCUGGCCAACCUGUUCCAGUGUCUCACUACCCUCACAGUAAAGAAUUUUUUCCUAAUAUCUAAUCUAAAUCUUCCUGUCUUUCGGUUUAAAACCACUACCCCUCAUCUUCUUGCUCUUCUCCACUCCAUUCCCUAUAAGGUCUCCCCGGAGCCUUCUCUUCUCCAGGCUGAACAACCCCAACCGUCUUCAUAGGAGAGGUGCUCCAGCCCUCUGAUCAUCUUUAUGGCCCUCCCAGUGGACCCGUUCCAACAGGUCCAUGUCUUUGUUGUGGUGAGGACUCCAGAGCUCCAGGUGGGGUCUCACCAGGGCGGUGAAUGCUUAUUACAAAUACAACAUGUUUUAACAUGUUCUGUUCAGAUCUGGUUUUAUCUCAACCCUUUGAGCCUCCUGUUGGGUGCAUAAAAGGACUGUCAUGGUUUAGCUCCAGCCAGCAACUAAGUACCAUGCGGCGGCUUGCUCAUUCCUCCCCUCCCCAGUGGGAUGGGGAGGAGAAUCACAAAGAAGGAGGUAAAACUUGUGGCUUUGGGAUAACAACAGUUUAAUAGAACAGCGGAGGAAGAGAAAAAUGAUAACAAUAAUACUGAUAGAAGAAUAUACUAAGCAAAUGAUACACAGUGCGAUUGCUCACCACCUGGAACCUGGCACUCAGCCCAUUCUGGAGCAGCAAUCCCCGUUCCCUGCCCUUUCCCCACGCCCCACCACCACCACCCUGCCCUCGCCUUGCCCCCGGCCAACGCCCCCAGUUUUAUACUGAGCAUGAUGUCAUACAGUACCAAAUAUCCCUUUGGCUGGUCUGGGUCAGCUGUCCUGGCUGUGCUCCCUCUCAGCUUCUGCUGAAAGUUAACUCUGUCCCAGCUGAAACCAGGAAAGAUGGCUUGUCAUGUUAGCAUGCCUUUGGUACUCCUUUUAUAGGUAAUUGUAAUUCGAUUUUCCUAUGCCAAAUACAUUUUCACAAUACUUUUUUUCUAUAUUGAGUUCCACUGGAUUGUGUGUAUGACUGACUCUGUAGCGCAAGAUGCUGGUAUUUUCAUCCUUUACUUUGUUAUAUGUAUGAGUAGGAAUCCAUUUAUAUAUUUUUUGAGUGUUUCUUCUGAAAGCUACUUUGAUUUUUUGAGGUUCGAUACUGCCCUGCUCUGAGAAUUGCAUCAGUUCUGAUGACUCCCUUUUCAGCCGGAGAAUAUAUACCUACUGUUGAACAUAGCAGAAAAUCCCUGACAAGCUAACGGCUUUGAGGUUUUAAUAGUAAAUUGAUACAUCUCUACUUGAAAUUUCAUUUACCUACAGUAACUUAAAUGUAUUAUAGAAUUUUUUUUAAUGCACUUUUUCAUUGUACAUACCAAAAAGACCUAAUUCCUCCAAGUUACUUGUAUCAUUAAAAAAUACAGACUACCUUAAAUGGCUUUAUUCCUGUGAGUUCAAAGACAUGAAGUUGUGCGCUCCAGUGUUCUUGUUCUGCAUCAGAGCAGGUAUCUGGUCACCAAAGAAAAAAGAUUAGAAAUGUUGAAAAGAUCAAUUAUAACUCUGAGACUUUGAAGUAACAGUGCCAAAAGAGGGAGUGCUGUAGUGCAGAUUCUUGUCUGCUUUGCUACCUGAUCAAGAGCAAAGAGCGGAGUUCGGUUCCGUACCGUCAUUCUAAAAGAGCUUUUGGCUGUCUGGAUUUAGUCUCAUUUUUGCCUUGCACAUGUUGUGGUGCAAAAUGGCCCCUUUAAAGGCCGUGCAUCAGUGAUGCACUUCAGCUUUUAGCCAACAAAGCAAGUCAGAGUGGAACAGAUCUUCUUGCAAGAGUUUCUUGCUGCUAGGCUUCUCAGGGGUAGAAAGAAAGAUUGAAUAAAGUUUUCUGAAAAACAGGUAUCUCAUCAUCUAUAGGAUUGGUAUCUCUACUAGAGAGUAGCUCCUCCCUUGCCAGAUGGGGGUGUGGGCAUGUCUUUUAGUGGAAUAUUUAAAUUUUUUCUGGAGAGCACCUGCUGCAGUUCUGGUAAUGUCACUUCCGAGGCUGUCUUUAGCUGUUCCUUCCAUCCAUGCCAGUCAUGCAACAGCUUCGCUUUCUUUGUAGAUCCCAUACGCCAACUUUUCUGUGGGUAACUUGCUAGCGUUUGUUGCAUAAUGUCUUAUGCUGCUGGUAACACUUGAAAAGGCUUUUCUAAAGUUCAGUUUUAUAUUAAGAAUAAAUACGUAACUUGUUUUCUGUGUCAGAAUAUGAGAAAACUAUUCUGUAGAGAGAAAUUACUGCUGCAGUUGCAUCUGCAAAGUUAACUGCUACAUGAAAACAGGUGAUGCCCCUAAGCACACAAUGACAGGGAAUUUUUCCUUGGCCCUGUCAUGAGCAUUAAAUCUUGUAUUCUAAAAAAUCUAUAUAACUCUAACAUUAUUAGAAUUACACUUCAUAUUUAUAUUCAAUAUUUGCAGGAUAUAUUAUCUGAGUCUUCAUGUUCCAGCUGUAUGUUGGAAUUCAUGCACUGGAAACCCAUGUUAUCUGUUAGCGACUGGAAUUCUUUUUGGUUUUAGAUCAUUAAAAAAAGGAGUUUGACUACAUGGACUUUAAUUCCAGAGAUUAUGUGGAAAAGACAAAAUUUUAUCAUGAAGAUUGUCUUUGUGGUCAAACUCAUACUUUUAAAAUAUUUUUAUGUAUGAUUCCAACAUAUGAAUUUAUAGGAAUCAAUAAACUUAUUUUUUAAUAUUUUUUUCUUCUGUUGGCUCGGUAUCGCAGCACUAACAGAGUGCUAAAAUGCUAAUGCUAAAAUUAUGUCUCUACAAAAAGUAGCAAGGAUUCAUGGCACACUGCUCUUGGAAAGGCCGGGGAAACAUUCAGAGGUUUUGACUUUGAAUCUGGAGGUUGAUUACCGUGGGAAUAAGUGGGCCAUGCCUGAGGCACCUUUGAAAUAAGCUCCCUCUAAAGAGAGGGGAAUGAGUGGGAAAAUUUGAAAGGAUGUAGCUUCUUUCUGAUGUGUGUUUCCAAACUGAUAUGUAUUUGUGCUUCAGUGGAAUUGAUUAUUUUUGAAAAACACAAAUGUUUGCCAGAACUGUGUCUCAAUUCUUCACAAGAUGCUUCUUGAGCUGUCACCUUUUGCAAAAAAACCCCACAUACAUGUUUUAAGUGAAAGAUACAGAACACUCAAGACCAAAUUUUGUCAUAUAUUUAAGCUGAAAGGCGGUUAAUAAACUUCAGGAGCGUUUCCCCGGCAUGACUGCGAUACACGAUGUUGAGAUUCUUCUUGCAGAAGGGUUUAUCAGUUCCAGGUCUUCCCUGGUUUUGAUAAGGUGGUUAAUGGAGUUAGCGAAGGCCACAUGAAUUCAUCUGCAGGAAAAAGCCUAGGUCAGUACUUUGAUGUAUCAUAAAUUAAGUGAUCAGGCUAAAUAGUAUGCAGCUGUAUGCACGUGAAUCUGGAUAUGUUACCUAGAAUAAGCUAAUGGACAGUAAUUAUCAGAUUGCUGGCAAAUGACACCUGUUACAGAAAUUCUUUAAAGAAGAGUGUGAGGGAGAAAUCACUUAAUUCCAUUUGAUUAACGGCAAAAAUCUUUCUAGUACUGUCAGAACAUAAAAGAACUCUGGUAUCUUAUAGACCUGAAAGCAAAACUGACGUGACGAUUAGGGACAUUGUUUACCAAUGUAGAACUACAGAUGACGCACAAAAAAUAAUUGGGGAAGUAAGAAUGUUCAGUUCUCUGCUUUGUUUUUAUGCAGUAAUUUGUACCAAAGAGGAUGAAACGAACGGGCACCAGUCGAAACUCUUCUCAUAAGUUAAAAGAUGAAACGUGUUAACAGUAUUACUGAUCUAACACUGCAAAUUAAAAGGCAGUGCACUACAUCCAUUGUCUAGCACUGCAUAUUAAGAAAAUGUGAAGAUAAAUUAGCCUGCUGAAGUGCCUUUCUCUUCCAUCAGACUUAUUUUAUCAGUGGGACACCUGACUAUCUGAAAAGCACACUAUGGUAUGUUUUCUGUUAGCCAAAACCCCCGCAGCGCAUACUUACAGUUAUGUAGCUUUUAUAAUAUUUUAAAAAGCAGAUCUAGUGGUUUUUAUGUUGGAAUACUGACUCCUGCAUGUUGAUGAUGAUGGUAACUGUUGUAAACCCUGGGGUUUUUUGUAUUUUAUGUUUGAAAAGAAAUUAAAAAAAAAAAAUAUCUUUAGCAAUCUGAACAGUAGUAUCUUUUUAAAAUCUACAUAUGGGAUCUGUUUGAACUUCAUAAGUCAAGAGUAAGCGUCUUGAAGUCACUGGAUUUACAGGUAUGAAACUGGGAUUUUAAGUUCAAAAAUGAAACGAAUAUAUGUUUAUAUAUAAAAACUAUUAUAAUGAUAAAAAUCCUUUUUUCAGCUGUUAAUCUUCCUUGCCAGUGAAAACAGAAAGUGUAUGGAGACAGGUACUUAAUUCUUAUUUUCUAGAACCAAUUUUUAUCUCAAUGUGGAGCCUAACCUGCAUUGUUCAUAUAACCCAAGUUUCUGCUUUUUAAAUUAUAUUUUUUUUAAUUCAGUGGAAUUAUGCGAAACACAGCACUGUGCCUACAGUUAAAAAUGAGCAUUCUUUUAUAGCAGUUCGCACUAAUUUGUGCCACUCUUUGAACAGUAGGCAACUAUAUUUGUGUUAAAGAAUUUAUAUGAAAGGUGGUUUAAAUGACUUUAAUCUGAGCUUCAUUUUUUUUUAAAACCUGUAUUCAGUGUGUUCUGAUUACCAAAAAAAAUGGCUUCAGUUUUUUUGGGUUUUGUUUUGUUUUUUUUUUUUUUAAGACUGGCAGGGGAAAACUCUGUCACUAUUUUUAGUAUUAGCACUCUCAGCUUGAAAACUAUUUUACCAAAUUAUUUUUUUUUUCCAGUCAUUUUAAGACUUAUUGAACAUUCCUAUAUUCCCCCUCCCCAAAAUGUACUGGUACUUUAUUCCCCGGUUAAUUGAUUCAAUUCCUUUGAAGCACUUAUUGCACUUCAGUCCAUGUUAGAAUAGUAAUAUUUUUACAACAUCUUAAUAUUGUGUAGAAAGGCACUUUUUAGUGCUCAUUAGAGCAUGGAGUUCAUAAAAAGCCCGGCUCUACAAUGCUGACACAUAGGUGAACUCAUGGCACUGACUGUGCUCACCACCUUGCACACUGGAGCCUUAUAUUCAAUGAACACUUCAUUACCUUGGAAAUCAUUUUCGACAACACUCUAGUAUGGGUAUUGUUCAUGUAAAACAUUCUUGAUAUUCAGCAUCCUGGUUUGAAGUAUUUCUACCUUUUUCUAUUUUGUCAGAGGUGUCUUUUCAUCUCUAUUUACUACAGUAUCAGUGUUUCUGUUGCUGAAAAUGUAACUAAGAUUUGUAAAAUGUUAUAGCUUAUGCAAUAUAAUAAAAGUUUUAA
Molecule: messenger RNA, 14066 nt
Organism: Chroicocephalus ridibundus (black-headed gull)
Lineage: Eukaryota; Metazoa; Chordata; Aves; Charadriiformes; Laridae
Gene: FAM171B
Product: family with sequence similarity 171 member B
Exons: 8
Coding region: 137-2533 (798 amino acids)
Source: RefSeq, a predicted model, not a curated record